Molecule: messenger RNA, 4785 nt
Organism: Spirometra erinaceieuropaei
Lineage: Eukaryota; Metazoa; Platyhelminthes; Cestoda; Diphyllobothriidea; Diphyllobothriidae
Source: the annotation of a GenBank genome assembly
AUGAUCGGAUCCACUGCUGAACGACGAGAUGCCCGUCUGGACUUUCAGACAGCGCGGCUUGCUCCAAGGAAGCCUAACAGUCGCGCCCGUGACCGUCAUUGCCAGUGUGACAUUUGGUUGGACACGGUAAUUCAUGAAAUGUGCCGUGGUUUACGAAACCUUGCUUAUUGAUCGCGAUAGGACAUUCACAUUUCACGUAUCUUCGGGAUUCGGUGGUGGGAUAGUCUGUGGCAUUAACUUUGACCCCUUCAACGUCGAAGCGUCUGUUUGCAUGUCGUCACUUUCAACGCCCUGUUGACCACUUCCAAGUUAGAUGGACAUCAGAGGCGAGACGGCUCAUUUGCUGCUAAGAGGAGAGAAUGAUUAAUCGCGCGAAGACUGCCGUCGAUGUGCAGACCUCUGCCAAUUUUUGGCUCAUAUACAUCACAAAUCCAAACUUGCUCACAAAACGAAUUGUGCCCCCACCCCUAACUGUGACAGCCCCAAUCUGGGCGAUGUUUUGCGUCGACGGUAUCCUUGUGUAACUGGCGGCAUCGCGGCACUGCCUCCUCCUUCCGCAUCCACUCCCGCUUCAGACGCAGACAUCUGAAGUACUCGUGGGAAAACAAUCUGAUGGGUUUUACGACCGCUCAGUGGGAGGGAAUGGGCAAUGGAUGGUUUGUGAUUGACUGGACAUCAAAUCAUCUGGCUGAUCACACUUCAGACAUACUGUUGGGAUAGUAGUGGAUGUAGGGCCACCUACUGUAUUUGAGGAUGGCGAUUGAACGGAAUGCUCAUGCAGGAGAUUCCGAAAAUCGACGAAACGACUGCUUAUUCGCGAGAGUGCUGCAAACUGGUGAAAUCCAAACGUUCCAAUCAGAAGUGGAGCUGCUGACAAUUAUCUGCAGAGUAAAGUUAGCUUAAGCUUUUCCGAAUAAAAGACCUCUCCUGCCCUUAUGAAAGCUCUUGUGCCUUGUUGCGUUUACGCACAAGUUUUUUUUUAUUCCAACAACACAAAGAUACGUUGCGUUCGUUGUUUGUUUUAAAUAUUUAAGGGCGCCGACUUUUGGUUUUCCGGGUCAAGUUUAGAGGGAAUAAUGUCCAACUUUGACUGAAGCACCAAACCGGCAUUCAUAUUUCACGUGUCUUUGGGACACAGUGUUGGCAUAAACACUGACCACUUCAAUGUCGAAGCGUCUGUCUGCAUGCCGCGACAUUCAGCGCCCUAUUGACCACUUCCAAGACAUUUGAAAGUUCGGAGGCGAGAGGUCUAAUUCGCUGCUAUCAGGAGAAAAGGGUUAAUUGCGCGAAGACUGUCAUCGAUGUGCAGACCCCUGACGAUUUUGGGCUUCCAUGCAUUACAAAUCCGAACUAGCUCACAAAACUAAUUGUACCUCCCCGUCCCUAACUGUGGCAGCCUCCACCUCGACAAUGCUUGCGUCGACGGUAUCCUUGCGUAACUAGUGACAUCACGACAAUGCCUCCCCCUUUCGCAUCCACUUCCGCUUCAGAAGCAGACAGUUGAGGUGCCCGUGGGAAAGUAAUUUGCUGGUUUUUACGACCACUCAGUUGGAGGGGAUAGGCAAUGGAUGGUUUGUGAUUGACUUCAUGCCAGUAUUUAUAAAGCAGCCUUUGGAAGAUGUGUCACAGUCGUUCCUGUGUCAUUUAGUGCCCACGUGUCACUCGGCCGACACCCCCGUGCUGACUUCCUGGGGAGUUCCUACUUCUGUGUCCUAGCCUUAACUCUGUCCCUAAUCCUAGUCCCAACCCUCCUCAGAAUUUGGUUCAAGGUCGACUCAAAUACAGGGGGAGUCCAACUGGUCAUUUCUCGAUCAAGGAAUAUGGGGCAUUCGGAGACUCGUAAGUAAGGUGUGGUUAUGUACCCCCAACUGAUGGACAAAGUACUGUCGGGGUUGGGGUUACGGGCUAGGGUUAGGGGUUAGAGUUCGAGGUUAGGGUUAGCGGAUAGAGUUAGGGCUAGGGUUAAGGGUUGGAACAACUAUUCCUCAGUCACUCAAAGUCCAACCGCGCAUUCGCAAUAGUUUUUUUGCAUACAACGGGCUGACCUUGUCUCCUGUGUUUUCCUCGGCCCCACCCGUAAAAACCCAUAUUAAUCCCGGUCCGGUAUUACAUGGGGUUGGGGUUUGCUUACCUUAGGUGGGGCCACAUAACCACAUCUGAUCCUCCACUUAAUAAUAAACGGCUUUAAUCGAAUUGAAAACAUGACAAAUUAUUAUAUUCUGUUGUUUAUAAAUAGCAAUUUUUAGAAAAGCGGAAGUUUCGAAGUCCUCAAAAAUCGUUGUAAAACUCAUUUCCUUCUUCUCAUAUUAGAACGGCGAUUUCUAAUGCGUGUUUUUCCUGUCGGAUCCUGGAUUUUCUGGGUAUUAAUCCCUGCCUUACAACCACAAGUCAUUAUGGAUAAAUGUUGCGACGUAUUUAUUGCAGUAAAUUUCCACAAUGUUGACUCAUAACGAUACCGCGCUUUGUUUUUCUCCGUCUUUGGACCACAUGCCGUUACCGAACACUAAGCAAUAUGAGAGGGUGGAUAUGUAAACAGUCUGAAUCAUUGCAGUCGGGGAAAAUUCAUAAAGUGAGCAUACUUUCAACAGCAUCAUUUUAGAAGUCGACGAACAAACGCAGACGUGUACCCAAGGUAAGCAAGUCGCAACCGUGCAAACAUGUGAUUUCGGGGGAAAAGUGGUUAUGUUUCAGUGUUGCCGAAAUGAUAGAUGAGUUUCGGAGGCAUACUGCCACCGCCGUUCAGGCUUAUGUAGUCGCUGAUAGGCCAGAAUAUCUCCCAAUGCUGCAGUGCGACCAAGGCAAGUCAAUGACGUAACUGGCGUUCUUUUACGCUUGCUUCGCAAAAACAGCCGUCUGUGGGUUUCGUUUGCUUCAGUCAUAAAACCACCACCGCCGUAGUGCAUGAGUCCUUGCCUCACGUUCACUUCAGUGGGGUCAUGUACCCAAUCGUUGCCUAGCCUGUUAACGCGGCAGUCCUCAACAGCCCUCUCUCACGUCAUCGCCAAAUACCAUUCGAGAUGCCCAUGAGAACGCUAUCAGCAAAAGCAACCCUCAUAUGUUUCUUCUCAUAUUAGAAAACACUUUCCCAAAGCGUACAUUUAUUGAGGAACACUGGAUCCUCUAGGUAUUGAGUUCUGUGGUAUAAGCAUGAGCCAUUGUGACUAAGCGUAGGAACAUACCAACUGAAUAAAAUCCCCAUUGUGUAGCUGUAUUAGGAUACCGCGCGUUAUUAUUUUUGGGCUUUAAAGUAAACCCUGCACUAAGCAAGAUGAGCGCACAUUAAAGCAUAUCAUUAUGGGCGUAGAUAGCAAAAGACUGUCUAAAUCAUUGCAGUCCGGGGAAAUGCAUAAAGUGAGCAUACUGUCAACAGCAUCAUUUUGGGAGUUUAUAAAUAAAUUCAGACGUCGUAAAACGCAUUCUCUCAAAGACUGAUUACACAAAUUCGUCAGAAUGGUGACGGAGAUGAUAAAAUUAUCUGUUGUUGAAACAGUGAUGUAGCUCUAGCGAGUGAGUACCAGUUGCUAGCCCUAUACUACGCUCAGUUUCUCCUGUAAAAAUGAUUUCAAAGCCUGUAGGCAUUACUGCCGCCCUCAUUUCUCCUCAUUGUAACACAUACACUAUAUUAUAUUUGUUUUUGGAACGUGUUACCAGGCAAAAUAUCCCUACAGAUACAAAAACAUCAACUAAGUUAGCAUGUACACUACAAGCACAUGAAUACCUUUAGGAAUCGGUUUUCUAUAGGCCGCGUAGUUUGCGUUUGUACCCCCGUUCAGACGUGAAUACAGUUCAGUCAGACCUUAUAUAUGCACUCAAAAUGCGGUUAUUGUCACCUUCAAUCAACCAUCUCCAUAUUUAGUGGCUCUCGGAGACCGUCCAACACAGUCCAGCAUCAUGUUUACUUGCACUUCUUAUAGCUUCCCGUAUGUUGUUUCCGUUUUAGCGCUUGUCCCACGAUUUCUGCAUAAUUUGUGCCAACAACUUUUACCGUUACUGAUAGCUGAAUAGACAUGUGGAUUCUAGACGCUGUAGGACCUGCCAGUUGCUUAAAUUAUUGCCUGUAAAGUGCAAACAGGUCUUCCUUCAUCGUCGUGAAACAUCAAUUCUAUUGCGAAUCCGUGGGCUUACCAAGUCGAGCAGGCACUUUCGGGGCCUUUUUUUAUUAUGGUCAAAUUAGCGGACUGGGAGUAGGGUGGAGUGGGGUGGGGUGGAGGGGGUAGGGGCUAAAACAGAAAUAUCUCUACCAGGGUUGCUGUACUUUUAUCAGCAGGUAAAACUGCAUACAAUUAAGCCCGUAAUUCAAUUAGAGUGCCAAUUGUGAGUGAAAUCGACGAGAAGCAGCAGCAGAAGCAGCUUAGGAAGCGCUAGAUGAUGUAGAAAAUGCAAAAUGCACAGUGUAACAUGCAGCAUUUUCUGCACUGGGAAAGGAUUCUCCAAGACUCUACCUGGUGUGUGGGGGUGAUUUGGAAGGGGCAUCGUGAAGAAGAGUUUUCAAAGCCAGAGGUCAGGGUGAACCAGAAGGCCAGCAUUGCAUUCAAGUGGGCGUUGGAAUAAUCCAUCAAGACUCUCCGAGGAGAAAGGUCAGGACAGGCCGGGAAAUAUGUCAGUGAGGAGGAGGAGAAGGAAGAGGAGAAGAAGAAGAAGAAGAAGAAGAAGAAGAACAAGAACAAGAAGAACAAGAAGGAAGAGAAGAAGAAGAAGAAGAAGAAGAAGGAGGAGGAGGAGGAGGAGGAGGAGGAGGAGGAGGUGAAGGAACAGCCUGGUAAAGAGCGCUAUCUUAUGUCUUGA